Molecule: messenger RNA, 4598 nt
Organism: Rana temporaria (common frog)
Lineage: Eukaryota; Metazoa; Chordata; Amphibia; Anura; Ranidae
Gene: CD2AP
Product: CD2 associated protein
Exons: 19
Coding region: 1-2256 (751 amino acids)
Molecular function (GO): protein binding
Source: RefSeq, a predicted model, not a curated record
AUGGCGGUGGCGGUGGACGGGACCGAGGAGGACUUUGGGGGUUUCGAUCACAGGUAUGAAAUGCUUCUAGUUGGCCACUCAAAAAGGGAGGCCCACUUUGCUGCCAACAGUUCCGUACAAGAAAGAGAAAUGUUCAAUGCCGAGCAUUUCCUGGGGUUUAUUGCCAAGCCUGAUAUGGACGCAAAUUGGUGUAAGAUUGGGAGACCACUUUUUAUUUUAUUUUUUUCAGCAGUUGAAUACAUUGUGGAAUAUGACUAUGAUGCGGUACAUGAUGAUGAGCUGUCCAUACAUGUGGGGGACAUCAUCAAGAACGUGAAGAAACUUGAUGAGGAGGGAUGGCUGCACGGAGAAUGUAACGGCAGGCGAGGGGCUUUUCCUGAUAAUUUUGUUAAGGAAGUUAAGAAAGAUACAGAACCAAAGGAAGAGAAUGUUCCAAAAAGGGAGAAACCUGGCAAUGUGGCUAGUCUGGUGCAGCGGAUGAGUGUGUAUGGCAUUCCUGGGAUUGGACCACCGCCUCCUCACAACAAAUCCUUCAAGAAAAAAUCUAAAAAGAGGCAAUGCAAAGUUCUCUUUGACUACAUUCCACAGAAUGAAGAUGAACUGGAACUCAAAGUUGGGAAUGUCCUGGAAAUCACAGAAGAGGUAGAGGAAGGAUGGUGGAGUGGGACCUGUAGCGGCCGAUCUGGCCUGUUUCCUUCAAACUUUGUGAAAGAGGUGGAACUGUCAGAUGACGGGGAGAGCCAGGAGAGUUCUGAAGACACAGGUACCAGUUCCCCUGACUGGAGACACAAGGCAGAAUUACCGAUAGCAGAACCUACUGCAGCCCCUGCUGGUGCUUCUCCAUCGUCCCCUGCAUUAUCUCCAGCUAAUAGCUUAGAAGCUUCUACCCCAACUGUGGCUCAGCCAAAGAGAAUCAUGGGAGUUGGUUUUGGAGAUAUUUUCAAAGAGGGCUCUGUGAAGCUCAAACCAAGAACACCGGUUGGAGAUUCUGAAAUCAAGAAGCCUGAGAAGCCAUCACCUACUCCACCAGCAACAAAGGCAUCUCGCACACUAAGCUCAGAUCUACCAAAAACAGAAGUUGACGGCAAACCAAAAGCAGCCAAAGAGAUAUGCAGAGCCUUGUAUGCCUACGAUGCAAUCAAUGAGGAUGAGCUUAGUUUUAAAGAAGGUGACAUAAUCAACUUAAUAAAUAAAGAUACUGGAGAUCCUGGUUGGUGGAGAGGAGAGCUCAAUGGUAAAGAAGGAGUUUUUCCUGACAACUUUGCUGCUAUAAUCCAAGAUUUAGAAAAGGAAAAGCCAAAGAAGCCUCCACCUCCGAAAAGUAUGGUGCCAAAGCCAGAACUUCGUCAUGGAGACAAAAGGUUCACUCCCACCAAAUCGGAAGAAAAAGAGAAAGAUGAAAAGCCAUCUCUUGAGCAUAAGCCAUCCGUGGAUCUCAAGCCAUUUGUGGAUCCUAAGCCUUCCAAACCAGCCGCACCUCUGGUACCUCCUAAGAAGCCCAGUCUUGUACAUAAGUCAAACAGUAAUCUGGUCAAACCAGCAACCAUCCCACCCAAGCGACCUGACAAGCCAUCUUUCUCAACACCUCCAUCCAAACCAAAUGGGGAGUCGCCUCGACCAAAGUCAGAACAAGAGCCAUUCAACAAAACAAGAAUGGAUCUAGAGCAAUUUCUAAGCCGACCAAAAUCUCAAGAUGUAGAGCCGAUUGUAGUGAAAAGCCCCAGAGAGAAUGCUUCCUCAGAGCUCACUUUUGAUGAACUUCUGCCUACCUCAGAAAACUUGACUCAUCCAACUGCCAGCCGACCAAAGAUGACGGGCAAGAGGCCGCCUGGCCGCUUUAACGGUUCGAGUCCUCAGGCUAAACCUCAGACUGAGACCCAGAAGGUACCAGUACAUCACGAAGAGGAGAAUGAACGUGCCAAAACACCACCACUAGAAAUAAAGAAGCCAUCCGUAACCCCAUUGUCGCCCUCUAUAUUUACACCCACACCACCUGUGUCAAAACCCAGCAUCACCCCAAUGAGCCCCGUUCUAAUGGACGUCAAAACAAAGUUUGAUGUAUAUGAGGGCAAGAAGAGCGAAGUGGAGGAGUUAAGAGCCCAGCUGGGCGAGCUGCUGACUAUUGUGGAUGCACUUAGGAAAGAACAUAGGAAAGAGAUCGAUAAAUUAAAGCAUGACCUAGAAGAGGAAAAACUGCUACGAUUCAGUUUAGAGAGCGAGAUCGAGAAGUUGAAGAAAGCCGUACAACUGACAUGAGAUCGACCUCCUUUUGCAUCUCAGCAUCCUCUUCACAUUUUCAGUCUGUUCCACUUAUGUCGACAGAAGGAUAAAGAAGAAACAGAGUUUUAUUACCUGUUCACAAUAAGACACAGCUGCGGUUUCCUUUGUUUCUGCUCUCUGCCAAUACAAUACGAGGCCUUACUACUUAUGAGCUGGAGCGGCAAGCCUUUUUUUUUUUUUUAAACUGGGUUUGCUUGAAAUACUACUGAACUUCUGUGUAAAGAGAGGGAAUUAUGUAUUAGACUUGUAUUAAAUACUUCUAUUGUAAUUUUUUUAAAUGUUUAUCCUAUAAAUAUGGUGAUCUAUAAAUAUAUAUAAAUAUCUUUUCAGAUAAUCUGUAAUAUAGUCUAUCAGGGGUCCAAACGAAUAGCCUUAGAUUUAUUGCUAGCUGUUAUUUUUCCUAUUCUUGGAAAGGGAAAUUUACUUAUUUUUUUUUGUUUUGUAUAUUUUAAAUAAAAUUUACUAAAAAUUCCCCCGGUUGUGCCUGUGCACAGCUGAGUAUUAAUAACGGGCUGUGUAUAACAUUAAGAUUUCUAUCAUAUAGCAAGAUGUUAAAAAUCUAUGUUGAAAGCAUCUCUCAUAUAUGCAUAUUUGGCUUCUUUUUUUUAAUAUGUACAUGGAAAUCAAGUCACUUGCACUAGGAUUUAAACAAGGGAUUGUGUUAAAAGGUGAGUCCGACAAGAAUCUGAUUAAUCAGUCUUCAGUGGGCUUGACUGCUAGCUGGCUUGUUAAAACACUCCAUGACUUUGGUGUCUCUGCCCAAAAACAAAUCCAGACUUCACCCUCCUGCCACACACUUGAUAUAUCUCGCUUGACCGUUGGUGUCACCUAGUUUUCUGAUCAGUUCAUAUGUUUCUCCAAAGUGGCCAUCAGAAACCAGAUAGCAUCUCUGCUUAGUAUGAAAUGAAAGUGACUCGGUUACCUUAAACGAAAAAAUGAAAUAAAACAUUCCCUGCCGUAAAAGAAUGUCCCGCUGUAUGUUCCUUGAGUCUUCGCUCUGUUUGAGGGCUACAGACUCCUGAAGAAACAUCACAUAUGGCACUUCUGGGAGUGUCUGAUGUCUGUUUCCAUUGCCACAUGAUGUGGUCCAGUCCACCAACUCCUAUGUUGCCUACAGUGGCGUAGAGGCACAGCACUUGGUGGCAGAUCAGACAUCCAGGUAGAUCUUUUUAAAGAGUAAAGGUUCCAGAAGAAAAGUUCUAGGACUAGGUGACAUGACAGGGGGGUAUGAACAAUCUUCUAUUGCCGGAAUUUCUUUAUAGGCUUUUUUUUUUUUGUCUUAAGGUAACAUUCCCUUUAAGGCUUCAUUCACACUUGUACAACUCCAAAGUAGCUUGACUUUGGAGUAUAUCUUUGAUACAACCUUGGCACAACUUUGGGUAUGACUUGGAUGCGACUUUGGCUUUGACCAAAGCUAAUGGACAACCUUCGGACCAAAGUAGUGCAUGAAUUACUAUAAAGUCGCUGCAUUUUUAAGUCGCGCAUAUAUGAAUGGUUAACAUUGGAAAACAUGGGGUAUGACUUGUCAUUCUAGAUGACAAAAGUCGUACAAGUGUGAAUGGACACUCAACCUGUCAGAAAUAUAAGUGUGGUUCUCCUGGUAAGCUGGCUGUUUUGCUCAUCCUCCAGCUUCUGUACUUUGAAUCACAAACGCCAAGAGUAAGUAUACAGCUAGUGAAGUAAGGUUUCCUGAUUGGCCAACUGUCAGUCACAGACACAUUAGAAGUUCAGCCUGACGAGCCUAAUGGCGGUCCUCAUCCAUAACAGCAAACAUCUUGUUCAGUAGCCAGAUUUCCUUGCUAUAUCGGGUGUGUGGAGGAGUAGGCAAAGGAAGAUCUUGAACAUCAGGGCGUCAAAGUCCUUGCUGGGGUCACGGACAGUUUUAACAAAGAUGGCAGAGGAUUGGACCAACCUGGGUUUACCUGUAAAGAGAAGAAAACUGCAUGCGAGUGGGGAACACACCAUUUAAUGCAGUAAAAUGGGAGCAUUUGCACUUACACUGGAUUGUCCCCUAUUAAGAUCAUUCCAUAUAUCAGUGCUGAUAAGAUUUUCUCCAUUGUUUGUAUAUCGCAUGAAGGCUGCCCCUCUAACCCCAGGCUUUUCAGCCUGACGUCUAGAAAGACUGUUCAGCUCUAUGCAAUAUUUUUUACCCGUGUAUGUUUCCAGAAAAAAAAGUAUAAAUAUAGCUAAAUUUACUUAUGUCUUUAAGAUAUUUUUUUAAUUGAUAUCCAUGCAGCCAGGUUGCAAUUGUGCAUUUCAGAUUAUGCUCCUUUUGUUUAAAUUAGCUGUGAUCAUAUAAAAAGAUAUUCCGUUUUUUU